AUUGGUCAUUCGCCCAUGUCCGUAUGGCAGAUGAAUCGUUCACUGUAACUAGAUGGUCAACGAUCCAAAAACGUGAUUACUGAGUGUUGUUCAUGAGCGAAGCCCAUGAUCUCGUCGUUUGACAGAAUAUCAAAUGAAAAGUAUUCUCCCUUCGUUUAUGAAACUUACAGAAAGCGAAUCAUUGCACAGGCUGUCUGUAAUAUGCGUCACCGUAUAUUUAAGCAGUCGAAACUUCCAGGUUUCUUUAAUAGUGUUAACAAUGUUGGCUUAACAGAUAGUGUAGAAACCUUCUCAGCACACAGCAUUCAGUUGAGAGGCGGAGCACAGAUGCAGCAUGGCAUAAACGGAUAUCUACAGUUCUAUUUCUUCUGUACACGAGAUCAGAAGAAAAUAGCUUAUCAGUCUGCUGAAAUCAUAACAAUUGACGACACCUAUAAAUGUAAUAAAGAAGAAAUGUCACUCUAAC
Molecule: messenger RNA, 466 nt
Organism: Schistosoma intercalatum
Lineage: Eukaryota; Metazoa; Platyhelminthes; Trematoda; Strigeidida; Schistosomatidae
Source: the annotation of a GenBank genome assembly